AUGUUCAAAAAAUUCGCACAAAGCGACAUCACAGGCAAGACGAACGUCAAGUCGUCUGCACAGCGCGCUAUACGUGAUACACUGAUCAGGGAUCUCAAAGUCGACACGGAGAAGCUAGAGCAGAUCUGGCCGAAGAAAGAGGUACUCGUGCAUGUUAAAUGCAGAGAUCACAUAUCGAUAUAUACGGUGAACGGAGACCCGUUGUUCUUCCAGCAGCAUGAGGAACAGUUGUAUCCCACUCUUUGGCUAGUACAAAAAUACCCAUCAAUCCUCCCCCGUCUCCAAGUCGAUCGAGGCGCAAUCCGGUUCCUUCUCGCAGGUGCGAACAUGAUGUGUCGUGGAUUCACAUCUCCAGGUGGAGAGCUACCGCCGACUGAUCAAGCGAUUGAGGCCAGCAAGCCUGUUGCUAUCUUCUGUGAGGGAAAGGAACAUCCGGCAGCUAUUGGGUUCACGAAGCUCAGUACGGAGGAGAUCAAGUCGGUGAAUAAGGAUGUUGGUGUUGAACUGAAGAUGUACCUUGGUGAUGAUUUGUGGAAGAUGCAGCGCAUAGGAAAAUAAAUGAUAAUAAAAUCAAUAGAGAAAGCUUCGUACAAUUUGUUCUGCUUUUAUUAAUAUGAAGGAACCAUGCUUGAAC
Molecule: messenger RNA, 634 nt
Organism: Fomitiporia mediterranea MF3/22
Lineage: Eukaryota; Fungi; Basidiomycota; Agaricomycetes; Hymenochaetales; Hymenochaetaceae
Exons: 4
Coding region: 1-558 (185 amino acids)
Biological process (GO): formation of translation preinitiation complex
Molecular function (GO): RNA binding
Source: RefSeq, a predicted model, not a curated record